This is a messenger RNA of Eleginops maclovinus (Patagonian blennie), 5607 nucleotides long. It is a transcript of the gene akap1b, whose product is annotated as A kinase (PRKA) anchor protein 1b. Gene Ontology annotation, molecular function: protein kinase A regulatory subunit binding; RNA binding. The record is from RefSeq and is a predicted model, not a curated record. Gene Ontology annotation, cellular component: membrane; mitochondrion. Lineage: Eukaryota; Metazoa; Chordata; Actinopteri; Perciformes; Eleginopidae. The coding region runs from base 162 to 2657 and encodes 831 amino acids. The transcript is spliced from 11 exons.
UCUGUUUUUUAAGACUGGUGCUGCUCGUCGGUCUACACGUGGGGAGGAGAGACUGACUUUCCACAGGGACACGUUUGAAAAACUCCAAACAUCAAUAUUGAUCUCAUCGUGGCGGCACCGAGGACCCUAAAAUACUGUGUAGCUGUUAGUGUCCUGAGGAAAUGCCGCUGAGGUUUCGUUCUGUUGUGCCCUACACACUGCCCGGAGUCCUUGCACUGAUCGGCUGGUGGUGGUACAUCUCACGGAAGAAAGAGCGGCUCAUCUGCCAUGAGAGCCUAGAGGAGACUCCAACUGUUAUGGGCCUUAAAGCAUCUACCACAGAAGGUAGCAAUGGUGUGGUUGAAAAAGGCACCGUAUCCCCCACAAAUGGCACAGAAAGCCCAACCCACAGACUUGCAAAGGUCGCUAACCUGAGAACAGAACAGGAAAAUAGUUCCCAGGUCCAGCACACUGAAGCAGCGCCUUUACAAGAACAAAGUUCAGAAGAAGCUGCCCCUCCCCUUGGCAGAAUAGCUCAAGAGGAAGUCCAUAAACCCUCGGUCUCCCCUCUACCUUCACCUGGCGAGGAAGAAACUCAGCAAGUGUCGUCGAAAGACCCUAAAUACCAGGAGGAAAUCUCAGCACCUGCCUCCCUAAAAGAACCGGAGACAUGUCUAGUGGAAGACCCGGCCUCUGCUCCACAAGACACUGUAGAAGAAGUCAUCUUACCCUGCCAGUCUACCAAAGUCACCAGCUCCCCCCCCACAACGACAUACCUUUCCGAUGCCGAAAGGCCGGAGCCCGAAGGGGAAGUCGCGAAACAAUACAGCGCAGUUAAUACAGAAGCUGAGAUGGUGGUUGGUACUGUCACCCCAGCCAGAGUGCACAGGUUGAUGCCAUCGGAGGGCAGCACUCUGGAGACACCCCCUUCAGCGCAGGAUUUCCAACAACACAUUCUAACCAGCACGCCUACCUCCCCAGGCCCAGAGUCCACCGCUGUGUCCCAGGACGUCCAGGUACACAGCGGCUGUGGAGAGCAGCAGGAUCUGGAGCUCCUAGCAGCUGGACUCAUAACUGAGGUCAUCUCGGCAGCCACCCAGGAGGUCCUCGGUGUCACCAGCUGCGAGGGCACAGACAGCAGCACAGCCCCGGACAGCGGCAGACUAUUCUCCCUAGAGGAGCCAAUUGCAGCAGCACAGCACCUUCUGACAAGCCCCCCUCAGACCAGCUGUAGUGAGGAAGAGCAAGUUAUGCCUAACGGUUGCUCCUCGGCUCCGGUAUGGGAGCCCUUGGAGGUCACUCACGAGAUUCAUCAGACAAACCACACACAGAAAAGCCACUGGGUAACACCGUCGCACCAAGAGGCACACAGUUCGCCCUCGCUAAGCGCGAAACUGAAAGGCGAGGAAUCGGCGGUGCUGGCGGACGACUCGGCCUGCAGCACGUGCCACUCCGAGGACGGCAUUAGCAACGAGGACCUCCAGAACAGCAUGUUCGACGCCAUCCAGGUUACAGACUUGUCAGCAAGAGAAGCAACACCGCCUCAAAUGCUAGACGAGUCGGCCGCGGAGGCGUCUGUGUUGGCUGUUACUGAAGAAAAUUCAGAGGAUUCUGUGUCUGACAUAAAGAGGCUCAAUGGGAUGGGCCUGAGGAACGGAGCCCACGGGACCUGUGAGGCAGAGACGGACCAGUCCGGAGGCUCUGAUGUGAACAGUAUGGACUCUGUGGACAGCGGCUGCACGAUGGGUGCUGGGGAGAUCCAGAGUAACCACGGCGCCUCCUCCACCUCCGACCUCGUCAUCUGGGAGAUCGAGGUGCCAAAGCAUCUUGUAGGGCGGUUAAUAGGGAAGCAGGGACGAUACGUGAGCUUCUUGAAGCAGAACUCUGGUGCAAAGAUCUACAUCUCCACCCUGCCUUACACACAGGAGUUCCAGAUCUGCCACAUAGAGGGUACGCAGCAGCAGGUUGACAAAGCCCUGUCUAUGAUCGGGAAGAAGUUUAAAGAUCUGGACCUGACCAACCUAUAUGCACCCCCGCCGCCGCCACUCACAUUGCCAUCACUUCCCAUGACCUCCUGGCUUCUGCUCCCCAGCGGCGUGACGGUGGAAGUGAUCGUGGUGAACAUCGUGUCCGCCGGUCACGUGUUCGUGCAGCAGCACACCCACCCCACUUACCACGCGCUGCGGAGCCUCGACCAGCAGAUGUUCCUCUGCUACUCCCAGCCGGGCACCCCCGCCCUGCCCUCACCUGCUGAAGUCGGUGUGAUCUGUGCAGCUCCGGCAGUGGAAGGAGCCUGGUGGAGAGCUCAGGUCAUAACCUUCUACAAAGAAACCAAUGAGGUGGAGAUCAGAUACGUGGAUUACGGAGGCUACGACAGAGUGAAGAUCGACUCACUACGGCAAAUAAGAUCUGAUUUUGUAACACUACCAUUUCAAGGUGCCGAAGUAUUGCUCGACAGCAUCGCCCCUCUUCCAGGAGAAGAUCGGUUUUCCACAGAGGCCACAGCAGCGCUGGAGGAGAUGACCAGAGGAGUGGCGCUACUCGCACAGGUUUCAAACUACGACAACAACACGGGCCUACCUCUGGUCCACCUGUGGAACAUGGUUGGAGAAGAGGUGAUUUCAGUGAACCGCACGCUGGCAGAGAGGGGUCUGGGAGUUUGGGUGGAGGGAUUUUGAACUCCUAAAAUGCUCUGACCUCCGUCCCCCACCACCUCCACCCUCCUUAUUCUGUUGUGAACAGCAGCAACACACCACUGGAUUGAAGAUUGUUUUUCCUUUUCCUUUUUUUCUUUUGUUUUUGUUUUUGUUCUCUUUUUUCCCCCUUUCCUUUUGAAAGAAAUUAAAAAUGGUUUGCAGGCAUAAUCCACGAGAACAGCACUGCUUCAAAAAUAUCCUCCCCCAAAUUGUUCUUGUACACAAAAAGAACUCAAAGGAAGAGGGAAGAGGUACUUGUAAAGAAAAAAAACUUUUUUAAUAUCUAUAUUGUAACUAAAUAAAGGUUCAACCAAUAUUUUGUCCCCUCCCCCAUCCUAGCUUAAUUUGUGGCUCUGGGCCUUUGCUCACUGACUGGAUCGUGGAAGGCCCCCCCCCCCCCACACACACACUGAAGACACUCUGUCAACACUCUGACCACUACAUUUCAAAGUAGAUAAGCAGGAUUUUGUGUGGAUACGUGGGGGCAGAAAGGAAACAGACUUAUGGUGAUGGUGGUCCCUGGUGGAGCACCCUGCUGCUGCACCUCGCACGAGCCUAGCACCCACCCUUUCGCCACCAACUGUUCAACAUCCCAGACAUGAAAUGUCCUCAAACAUCUUUUGAAAAUUCGGAACUCACGGUUUCUUCAACUGGACAUUUUCACGAUGCAUUCUGUGCAGCAUACAGCCGAGGGUGUGUUUGUAAACCUCAAUGAAAUGUUGGAUUCUUAAAACUGACAGAAGUGUAAAGAUCACUCCCAUUUGGUGAUGGCACCUCCCAAGUGAAAAAGACACUUGCUAACGCAAAGUUAAACAUCUAAAUCAGAAGGAAACACUACAUUUUAGAUUUACCUUUUACAAUAUUUCACGUUGGUCAAAUUACUAUAUGGGUGUCUUCUGGUUCAAAAAUGACACAGUUUUACUGUAAUGUACUCUGUGUUAUUAGAGUGCACGGCAAACGGCAUGGUGUGCACGAGCAGCAGGGCCUUGUUUUUCAUAUCUGCAUUGAUGGCAUUGAUUUGAUCGGUUGUCAUAGUCCUCGAUGUUGACCUCAGUCUGACCUCAGGUCUUUAUUACAGCCCUUGUAAGAGCAAAAACUAUAAUAUGUAAGGCAAACCCUCAAACUGUAAAAACACAUCUGGGAGGAAUAUUUAAAGUAUCAUUUAAAGUAACGAUAUUGGGGGUACAGUAAUAUCGUUACUUUUAAUGUUUGUUUUCAGAAUUCCGUUAAAUAUAAAUACAUUUCUUUAAAUAUUUUGCUUUUUACUUGCCAAGUUACCAUAAAAUAUAAGAUGUAUGAUGGACAAAAAAAGUUUAAGUAAUUUAAAUGGUUGUUCUGCCAGAGGGGGAAAAAUAUCUGAGCAAAAUGUCUAGUUUAAUAGGAGCAAAGAAGAGUGUGGGUCUAUUGUUAUUAUUCAAGACAUGUCCUGUGGAAUCUGGUAUGAGUGUUAACGCAUCAAGAGUGUCAACAAUGAAAAACCUUUCAUACAGUUUUUCAAAGAGGUCAGGGUCAUGUAGGAACAAAUAUGAUGUGAUCUGAUUGGUCAGAAGGCAGGCAGUUCCCAGAUUUGGAUUCUAUCUUCAAAAGUCUUACUGCUGCAUGUAACCAUGGUAAUCUCACUUUGUUUGACACCCCCUGAAUGGCAAUAUUGAGAAUUCCUGCUGUAAUGAUACAUUUACACAUAAGCCAGUUGUUUAUAUUUUCAAAAUAAGAGUGCAGUAUGACCCAAGAUCAACACAUGAAUUCUUUGUUAGGGUUUGGCUAAAGCCAGAUCAUUUUAUCCAGUUAGGAAUUUAAAAAUGGAUUAGGAAAGUCUGGAUAACCUCAACGCACAGUGAAUACAGACAUGGAAUUAGGAAAAAGGUGACAUAGGAAUUUCUGUUAUUUAUUAAGACCUUUGACAGGAGUUGAGGUUCUGCUGCUUUAUGAAACUGCCCUCUGUUAUCCGUAUUUGAAGAACAAGGUCCCGCUGAAGAGGGAGAACCACAUGUUUGUUUGUUUUUUCACUUGAGUCUGCAGCCAAGUACAGAUUUCUACUCAAGUGUAUCACCAUAAUGUGUGUCAGUCCUUCCCUGAGUUGCACCUCAGUGUUAGACUCUGAAGGGAUCCAUUUCCAACAUAACUGUAAUUCUAAAUAACAUAAUCAUCAAAUACAUUUAAUAAUAAAGUGUCUUUUCAAUGGACAUUAAAAAUCACUGUUACCCUAGCAAUAAGGCAGCUUUAUUUUGGAAUUGAAUGGCAAGAUGGGGAACAGGGGCGGGCUUUAAUUGUACUUUUUGACACUAAGAAAGUUAACGAAACACCUUAACAUCACAUCAUCUGAAUAAUGUAUCUCAGGAAUGGUUGACUAAUGAAUCAGGCAGGAGUGUGCUUGAAUGGAGAGGAUUGUAGGAAAUGCAUACAUAUACUGUAAAUAUGUGUGUGUAGUUAGAGAAGGUGUUGGUGCUGGAUGCUGGAAUGGGAGCAGUAGCCAUAUCGUCUGGCAUAGGCCUGUGUGCGUCCUUCUUUUUCACAUCAACUCUGUCCCUUCUUUUCAAAUUCCAGAUGACUGAAGACAAACCCUCAGUACACCUUUUAAACAUCAGUUUGAUCGAACUACAGUUGUGUUAAUUUCUCUGUAAAUAAGAUAUUUGACUGUACUUUUCUAUAACACUGGAGAGAAAGAUAUAAAGGGAACAUUUAUAUUUUUUGUUUUGGUUUGUUCUGGUUCAUCCUGCCUCCCCCUGUUCCACACAAUGUUCUCGGCAGUGGGACUGAUUUUAAGUGUUUGCAUAGCUAGACAAGUCAUCCUUUGAUUAUUUAAAUGGGUGUGGAGCUUUUUGUGCCCAGAAGCAUUUAACAUGUACAGAUCAGUUUUUGCUAGGCUCAUCUUAAGUUUGAUUUGUUGAUUGUACAGAUCUAUUAAGGGAAAAAAUAAAAGUUAUUGAAAGUG